UUUUCGUGGAGUGUGCGCGUUUUGUUCUUUAGCUAGAUUUGACUCCAAGUGACCGUAACAAUGUCAGAGAUAAGAAUAUGCGGGCUAAAGCUGGGCUCUGUGGGAUUACUUGCUGUAAUUCUUUACUUGAUUGAUACAUCCAUAGCUGCUCUUGAUGGUUACAUCCCUGGCCAAGACUACCCGGAUUUCGAGGAGGUGCCGAAGGGUUUGUCAUUCUCAUGCAAUGAUAAGAUUCCUGGGUACUACGCUGAUACGGAAACGAUGUGUCAAGUCUGGCAUUGGUGUGUUCCAAGUCUAGGAGGCAACAUUAUGUACUCAUUCCUCUGCGCUCCAGGCACAGUGUUCAACCAGCAGUCCAGGGUCUGUGAUUGGUUUUUCAAGGUCGAUUGUCCCAAUGCGCCAGCUUACUAUGGUGUUAACGAGGAUCUCUACAAAGAUAAUGCCGGAAAUUAUAUUGCAGGAAAAAAGUAGAAUAAAUUUUAAUUGUUCGUAGUAUGUACCUAUUAUUAAGAACUUAAAAAUACAUACAAUUUUAAAAAAGUUUUAGUCAAACUUUUCUGCGAUCGAAUGAAUCGACUGUAUAAAAAAAUCGAAUCACAAAAUUAAUUAAUUUAGUAAUUAUACUAUUUAUUAAUUGGUAACUUAAAUGUAAUUAAUAAUAAUAAGUUAUACAUUCAUCAAAAGGAACUUACAUGAAAGUACCUGAUCAUAAAAUAUGGCAAUGUUCGUUAAAAGUGUAUAUUGAAAUAAAAUAAGGCGUUCACGUCUUAUAAGUAAAUAAGAUAUAUUUUUUUACAAUUAGAAUUCAUGUCAUAAAUGAAAAAUCGAUCUAUAAUAUAUAAUAAGAAAAUGUCAAUAUAACGAAAAUCAUCAUUUCAUUACUUGAUAAGAAUAACGUACAAAACCAAUUACCUUUCUCGUCUAGGUUUAUUUAUUUAAUCUAUCUUAAAGGGAAAUGUUUUCUCUAAAAUUAUUCUACUGUAAAACACCCUACAAAUGCAUGCAAAACAAAAAUAUUGACAGACGAAUGACAGUUAGGCAAGGACAUUAAAUAAAUCAACUGAACGGACAAAGCGACAGAUUGCAAUGUACAAUGACAAUUAAAGAGGUACAAUAAUUAUGAACAAUAUAACAAUCACUGAAAUUAGUGAAAUAUAUAUAUGAGUAAGUUUUUAUCGAUUGUGACAAUAAACGAAGCGUUUCCUCUGCUGUCACAUACUGGUGUGUGAUAAGUCUAUCAUCUAGUAGAUAUUUUGCAUCUUCGUCUUUAGUUACAAAUAUAUAAAAGAAAAUAAGCAUUAUAUUUUGUCUUUUAAGAGGUAAUUUUUAGAAGGUAAUUUCUUUGUAUAUUUAACAUGUAUAACUAUUAUUAAUUCCAGUCGAGUAAUGAGUAUACUACACUAUUCAACAGCAAGAGGAGUGCAAUAAACAAAACAUAGAUUUAUACUCUCCAUGCGAUUUGCUAUAUGAUAUUAUGCACUACAAACAGUUGGUGAUUAAUAUAAAUUUAUUUAGAAUAUAACACUAUUCCACUUAACUGAUUUUAUCCUCUUUAAUUUGUCUUCCAAAGUUCCGAUAACAACUUCGUCGUCAUUCAAACCGCGACUUAUAAUAUUUUAUAUUUCGACCAAUGAUAUCGCGUCAAUACAAGGUCCAAGUUGCUUGUUUGUAAAUGACACCUGUCAUCGGAACCUUUAAGGGAUAUAAAGUCUGUUAUCUGCUGCGUUCUUUGAUAAAUAACGUAAGUCACUACACUCCUCGACUCGUAACGUAAUCAACGCCGGAAUUGUUAGUAAUGAUAAAAUUAAAUUGUUAAAUUAACGUUUCGUUCUGAAAUCGAUGCAUAAAAAAUCACUGUAUUAUUAUCGCAUUCUUAUUUAUUGUUUUGUAAAAUAUUCAUCUGUUCAUGGUCUUAUACUAUAAUGUCAGAUUUUUUUUUAACUGGUAACAUCUCUGAAUUUCUUCUUGUUAAUUGGCAUUUAUUUGCCAAAUUAUUGGUCAUCUUAAUAUAAUAUUUUUCCGUA
Messenger RNA from Nymphalis io (European peacock), 2024 nucleotides. Its product is annotated as U-scoloptoxin(01)-Cw1a-like. The transcript is spliced from 5 exons. The record is from RefSeq and is a predicted model, not a curated record. Gene Ontology annotation, molecular function: chitin binding. Lineage: Eukaryota; Metazoa; Arthropoda; Insecta; Lepidoptera; Nymphalidae. Bases 61 to 471 code for a protein of 136 amino acids. Gene Ontology annotation, cellular component: extracellular region.